Messenger RNA from Suncus etruscus (white-toothed pygmy shrew), 1319 nucleotides. RefSeq names its product methylenetetrahydrofolate dehydrogenase (NADP+ dependent) 2 like (gene MTHFD2L). The transcript is spliced from 8 exons. Gene Ontology annotation, molecular function: methylenetetrahydrofolate dehydrogenase (NAD+) activity; methenyltetrahydrofolate cyclohydrolase activity; methylenetetrahydrofolate dehydrogenase (NADP+) activity. Lineage: Eukaryota; Metazoa; Chordata; Mammalia; Eulipotyphla; Soricidae. Gene Ontology annotation, biological process: tetrahydrofolate interconversion. The coding region runs from base 36 to 1079 and encodes 347 amino acids. The record is from RefSeq and is a predicted model, not a curated record. Gene Ontology annotation, cellular component: mitochondrion.
GCGAGGGCCCUUGCGCAAUCCUGGGAUCCGAGUCCAUGGCGCUACCGAUCCGUGGCUGGUCCCUGCUCGGCUACCUUGUAGGCCGAGUGUCGGCUCUAGGCGGGAGCGCCUCGCCGCGUUUUGGGGCUCCUGGAGCCGUGGGACGAGCCCUUCGGGGCUUUCGGAACAGCGGCGUGCGACAUGAUGCCAUUAUUAUCUCAGGAACUGAAAUGGCCAAGCAAAUACAAAAGGAGAUACAGCGAGGGGUGGAAUCCUGGGUUUCCCUUGGGAACAGAAGACCUCACCUCAGUAUCAUUUUAGUGGGAGAUAACCCUGCAAGUCAUACAUAUGUCAGGAAGAAGAUCACAGCUGCCUCUUCUGUAGGAAUCUAUAGUGAGAUUAUUCUAAAACCCAAGGAUGUUCUUCAAGAAGAACUUUUGGAUAUUACUGAUCAAUUGAACAUGGAUCCAAGAGUCAGUGGUAUAUUAGUUCAGUUACCGCUGCCAGACCAUGUGGACGAACGAGCAGUAUGCAAUGGAAUUGCCCCUGAAAAAGAUGUUGAUGGUUUUCAUAUUAUCAAUAUUGGAAGACUGUGCCUUGAUCAACAUUGCCUUAUACCUGCCACUGCCAGUGCUGUUUGGGAAAUAAUUAAAAGAACAGGCAUUGAAACAUUUGGGAAAAAUGUGGUUGUGGCUGGAAGAUCCAAGAAUGUAGGGAUGCCCAUUGCCAUGCUUUUACAUACUGAUGGAGAACACGAACGACCAGGAGGUGAUGCAACUGUAACAAUAGCUCACAGAUACACCCCUAAAGAACAGCUGAAGAUACAUACUCAGCUGGCUGAUGUUAUCAUCGUAGCUGCAGGUGUUCCAGAGCUGAUUACAUCUGAUAUGGUUAAAGAUGGUGCUGCUGUAAUUGAUGUGGGCAUCAAUUAUGUCCCUGACCCUUUGACAGGAAAGACAAAAUUAGUUGGAGAUGUGGACUUUGAAGCUGUUAAAAAGAAGGCCAGCUUUAUCACUCCAGUACCAGGAGGUGUAGGACCUAUGACAGUGGCGAUGCUUCUGAAGAACACCCUGUUGGCAGCCAAAAAAAUUAUUUACUAGAUUACAUGAAAGAAUAAAGAAAAUUGAAACCAUGAUAUUUAUUUCACAAAUGGUUAUACCUUUAUAUUUUGCUACAAACUAUUUAUUUCUACAUCAUAUUUAUUUUUUCAUGGGGGUGAAUCAUUCCAGAUCAGAUGAUUCACCCAACUUUAUGCAUUUCUGGUGAAUGGAUUUUGAAUUUUAGGGAAAGAUAAAGCAAUUUUGAUAAUAAAUAUGCUAAUAUUUGUUUAUUCUGUAAAU